Messenger RNA from Vicia villosa (hairy vetch), 1008 nucleotides. RefSeq names its product putative F-box/LRR-repeat protein 9. The transcript has 2 exons. Lineage: Eukaryota; Viridiplantae; Streptophyta; Magnoliopsida; Fabales; Fabaceae. The record is from RefSeq and is a predicted model, not a curated record. Gene Ontology annotation, molecular function: protein binding. Bases 1 to 1008 code for a protein of 335 amino acids.
AUGGCAUCAUCGUCCUUUAAGAAAUGUGAAGGUGAGAGCACAAGAAAGCCAAACUGGCUUGAACUUCCAAUAGAUUUAACAAAGAACAUACUCCAAAGACUUGAUACCCUUGAUAUUAUGUUAAGUGCACGUAAUGUUUGUCAUCUAUGGUGGCACAUUUUCAAGGAUCCGUUAAUGUGGCGUACCAUUCACAUUAGUAAUAUCGAACAUAUUCCAUAUAAUUUUUGUUCUUUGGAGAAGAUUGUUCGUUGUGUGGUUGAUCUAAGUUGCGGUCAUCUCGAAGAUAUUGCUCUUGAGUUAUUUUGUACCGAUGACCUCCUCAAGUAUAUCGCUCAUAGGGCAAGUAACCUACGGCGUUUACAAAUUUCUGACUGUAAUAACAUUUCAAAUCGAGGGUUGGUUGAAUUUGUGAAGAUGUUUUCACAAUUAGAGGAGCUUCACAUUUCAUUUAAGUACUUAUCUAAGGAGUCUAUUGAAGUUAUUGGUCGAUUUUGCCCUCUUUUGAAGUCACUCAAUUUUGAUGGGCCGCUUGACACUUACUUUGAUUUUUAUGAUGAGGUAUUUGCUAUUGGAAAAACAAUGCCCGGACUACGACAUCUUUCAUUUUCUAGAAUUGUGUUUGACAAUGAUCAGUUGUUUGCCAUUCUUGAUGGUUGCCCUCUUAUUGAAUCUCUUGAUCUGCAACACUGCUUUGUUCGUCAUUUGAGUCCAAGUAUGGAAAAAAGGUGUCGUGAGCAAAUCAAAGAUUUCCAACUUCCAAUAUACAAUGAUUAUGAAGACGAUAUUGGUGAAGAUGGUUUUGCUUAUAUGCCUUUUGAACAUUAUGAUGAUGAGUUUUGGGAGCAAGAUUAUAAAUUCGCUAUUGCGACGUGGUCGCAUAAAGGCUUUCGCUAUCCCGCUGAUUGUUGUGUUAAAGGUUGCACUUGUCGCAGUUUGAAUUAUUCAAAACAUUACCCCAAAUUUUCAUAUAUUGAUCUUAAAAAAUAUGUGUCUGGAACGGUGUUAUAA